Messenger RNA from Rattus norvegicus (Norway rat), 1030 nucleotides. RefSeq names its product prolyl-tRNA synthetase associated domain containing 1 (gene Prorsd1). NCBI's taxonomy places the organism in Eukaryota, Metazoa, Chordata, Mammalia, Rodentia, Muridae. The coding region runs from base 45 to 554 and encodes 169 amino acids. The transcript is spliced from 2 exons. The record is from RefSeq and is marked provisional. Gene Ontology annotation, biological process: aminoacyl-tRNA metabolism involved in translational fidelity. Gene Ontology annotation, molecular function: aminoacyl-tRNA deacylase activity.
GGCACUUCCAGCAAGCUCUUUAGCCUGCCGACGUAGCAGAGAAAAUGGCAGGCUUGGAGCUGCGGGCGGCAUUAGAGCAGAGGCUUGGCGCCCUCGCCAUUCGCACGGAGGUCGUGGAACAUCCGGAGGUGUUUACAGUUGAAGAAAUGAUGCCUCAUAUUCAACAUUUGAAAGGAGCACAUAGUAAGAACUUAUUCCUUAAGGACAAAAAGAAGAAAAGCUAUUGGUUAGUCACAGUUCUUCAUGAUAGACAAAUCAAUUUAAAUCAUCUUGGCAAGCAGUUAGGAGUUGGGAGUGGAAAUCUUCGGUUUGCUGAUGAGACAGCCAUGCUAGAAAAACUGAAAGUUGGCCAAGGCUGUGCCACACCUUUAGCACUCUUCUGUGAUGAUGGAGAUGUUAAAUUUGUUUUGGAUUCAGCUUUUCUAGAAGGUGGACAUGAGAAAGUAUACUUUCAUCCAAUGACUAAUGCUGCAACCAUGGGAUUAAGUCCCGAAGACUUUCUCGUUUUUGUGAAGGCUACAGGACAUGAUCCCAUAAUUCUAAACUUUGAUUAAAAACUGAUUGGGAGGAGUGAGGAUGUGCCUCUUCUGCAGACACCUGAUGUGCCUGGGAUGCGGGUGGGGGAAUACCUAGAGGGGGUUCUCCCUUUUCAAAGGAGAAGGGGAGCUGGGGUUGGGGUGUGUGUGUAGGUUCUGUAUGAGGACGUACUAGGAGAGGGAAGAAAAGAGAACCCUUUACUAAAACUGUCCUAAGAGUGUGUGUGUGUGUGUGUGUGUGACAUGUGUGCUGAAGGGGUGAUAAAAAACAUCAACCAGGAAACACAUAAGAAAAAAAAAAAAACAAAAAAACAAAAAACCAAACCAACCUGAGAGCCAGGUGUGGUAGCACAUGCCAUUAACCUAGCACUUUAGGCAGAGCAGACUGAUCUCUGAGUUCUAAGCCAGCCAAGGUCUAGUAAGUCAGCUGCUUUGUCAAACAGAAACCAAUUGGGCUAAUACUCAUAAUAAACUCAUUUUUGACAGCUCUUUUU